CCAGGAGUCGGGACUUACCCAUUUUAAAGGCGCUCCACCGUCUUCUCCACAGUCGUUUUGAAGUAUCUCUCCCUCUCGCUGAAUCAAAUCAAGAACCGAGUAAACCCUAGUUGUUCAUCUGUAGAAUCUGAGUCAAGAACGGUGAGGGAAAUGGGUCAGAUCCAGUACUCUGAGAAGUACUUUGAUGACACCUACGAGUACAGGCAUGUGGUUCUUCCUCCUGAAGUGGCCAAACUGCUCCAGAAGAAUCGGCUUCUCUCGGAAAAUGAAUGGCGUGCUAUUGGGGUUCAGCAGAGCCGUGGGUGGGUCCACUAUGCAAUUCAUCGCCCUGAGCCACACAUCAUGCUCUUCAGGAGGCCUCUGAACUAUCAGCAGCAGCAGGAGAAUCAAGCUCAGCAGGGCUUGCUUGCUAAGUGAUGUUUUACUCAAUUACAUCCCUCCUAAAUGUCCCAGGAAAAGAAAAGAAAAAAAAAACAAGCAAUUAUACUUCAGGUUUCUACUAUCUGCGUAGAAAGUUGAAACAUGUUUGAAUUGUUGGGUAUUGUACUCUUCUAUUCCCCUUGCAUGGAGAAACUAAUGCUAGACUGUUGCAUCUUUUUAAAACCUUGAACUCUGUUGAUGACUCAAAUGUCGUUGGUCCUUUGUAGAACUGAGAUGGAUUUUACUAUGGGGUUUCUGCUUCUGUGGGGUGGAAUAUAUUUCUUUAAUUAAUUUAUUCUGUGGUACUGGUUUUCCCA
This is a messenger RNA of Vitis riparia (riverbank grape), 737 nucleotides long. Its product is annotated as cyclin-dependent kinases regulatory subunit 1. Gene Ontology annotation, biological process: regulation of mitotic cell cycle. The transcript is spliced from 4 exons. The record is from RefSeq and is a predicted model, not a curated record. Lineage: Eukaryota; Viridiplantae; Streptophyta; Magnoliopsida; Vitales; Vitaceae. Gene Ontology annotation, molecular function: cyclin-dependent protein serine/threonine kinase activator activity; ubiquitin binding; protein kinase binding. Bases 151 to 417 code for a protein of 88 amino acids. Gene Ontology annotation, cellular component: SCF ubiquitin ligase complex; cyclin-dependent protein kinase holoenzyme complex.